UUAACUAUAGAGAGCAGCUUUGUUUUUUUUUUUUUUUCGGGGGGGACUGCCUACUCUUUUGAUAGCAGUAGCCCACUAUACUUCUCUUCCAACACCUGAACUUUCAGCCGUCAUCCAACACCAUAUGAGCUCCACCAUUAGCUCAUCAUCUUCAUCUCCCUUAAACAUCCAAAGUUUAUGAAAAACAGAGUACCUUGAAUCCACUAUGAUUUCGGGUCUCGUAUCUCGUUUUUUGGGCUGAGUUAACGAGGUCGAGGUUGUUGUUUGAAGUCCUGCUUGGGGUUUCUGGCCGCUGGUUCCGCUCAAUGUCGCCGGUGAAAUAUUCGGGUCAAUAGCUUCAUCGAGUUCCUGUAACUUAAACAAAGAUUCAUCUAUACAAAGGUACAACAUGUUUUAUCCGGGCCGUGGGAAGUGUCAAAAGAGGAAGCGAGAUGGGAGUAUACCACUUCAGGUUGUUCAUGAGGUCCCUUGGAAACUUUGGACAUGGUGGAAUGAAAUGGAUGUGCUAGAACACACAAAGAUCUUUAAGCAUAUGGGGUUCUUGACCAACAUUAUGAAAAUCGACCCUAGGAGGGACGUGAUUGAUGCUUUGCUAUCCUUUUGGGACCCUACAAAGAAUGUGUUCCGAUUUUCAGACUUCGAGCUGACCCCUACCUUAGAGGAAAUUGCUGGCUAUACCGGACUUGGUGAGAACCUACACCGCCAAAAACUUGCAGCCCUAAGACUUAUUUCUGUGAACAGUUUCCUCACAAAAAUGAACAUCGCUAAGCGCAAAGAGGAUGAGAAGAAAAAGGGCAAGGAAGAAUUUCUGGAUGAGGGUUGGGAAUCCCUGGACAAAGGAUGGGUUUCUUUAGAAUUCUUGUAUGAGAGGUACGGGAGAAGAGACGGGUUUGAGAGGUUGGGAAAGAGGCUCAGUAAUAAAGGAAAUUUUGAAAUUUGGAAAGACCACAGUCGUUUUACCUUCAUGGUGGCAUUUUUAGGAAUAAUGGUCUUCCCAAGACGGGGGCAGAAAAUCAACAUCCGUUUAGCCGGGAUAGUAGACGUCUUGACCACAAAGAAGGAUCAUACCAUUGUGCCAAUGAUCUUAGCAGAUAUUUAUCGGGCCUUGACGGUUUGCCAAAAGGGAAAGGGUUACUUUGAAGGGUGUAACAUAUUAUUGCAAAUGUGGAUAAUGGAGCAUAUCUUCCGACCCCGUCACGUGGCAAGAUUUGUUCAUGAUCGGAGUGAUUACAUUUCAAGCUAUGAAACUAGGGUAAAGGAUUAUAAGCAACCGGACGGUGUGGAGGCAUGGAUUGGAGAAUUUCGUUCAUUAACGUCAGAUAAGAUCACUUGGAACUUCCCUUGGUUCCCUUGGAGAGAAGUCAUAUACACAUCUACACAUCGCCCGUUUCUCUUAUUGAUGGGUAUAAGGGGUGUUCAAUCGUACGUACCAUUACGAGUUUUACGACAAUUGGGUCGGCGCCAGAUAAUACCAGUAGUAGAAGACAUGACGAAUUUUGUAUUUGAGGUAAGACCAGAAAUCCCCUUGCCUGAAGGAUUGGUUGUGGAGAUUUGGAAUGGCUGUCGGGUAAUGACAUUCGAUACAAUGGUUACCGAGCGUCAUUCGGGGGAAGUGCAUCCGGGAUACCCUAUAUGGCUCGAGAACCAACCAGUUGUGAAAGUUCAACCCAAGAGAUCCGCAAAAGGGCCAGUAGAUUAUGAAGCCGAAAUGGACAUAAAAAUCGCGAUGGCGAUGAAGGAGCACCAUGCCGCCAAUCUACUCUUACAAGCAGAUUUAGAGCGUGCUAGAGCAAGCUUGGCCCAACAACAAAUGGAGUAUGAGGAAAAGAUCAGACAAGCCCGUUUAGAAGUAGGAGCAGAUUAUCAAUCCACACUGCAAACUAUACACACAGACCUGGAGCACGCUAGGGCUAUAAUUCAGCAGCGGGAUGUAGAAAUUGCCGAGGAAAGGGCCAAAACAGCCGCACUACAGGGAAAGCUUCAACUGGCCACGAUUAGGGGGUCACAGAUAGCGGAACGUGCUAAAAUUAUUAGACAAGGUUUGCAAGAGAGAUUGAGCAUCCUUGAAGAGGAUAUGCACCAACAGCAGAAUGAGUUUGAACGAAAAGAAGAACAGUUUAAAAAAGAGAAGGCUGAGUGGUUACGCUCCCAAGAUAAACUUCACGAAAAAUUAGAGGAAGCAAAAAGGAACUUGGCUCGCCAAAAUAUAGGCUCUGAUAUGUCUCAGUUAAUUCAGGAGAGGGAGAUGUUACAGGAGAAAUUAGAGUCAGUGACCGUGCGUGAGAAAAAGGCGAGAGAAGAGGCCGCUGCCCGUGAGUUAAGGAUAAAAGAAUUAGAGUACAAAUGUGGGACGGUUCGAGGUAGGGUCCGAGGUAUGGCCAUUCGCUCUUCACAAGCAGGUUUGGAAUAUGAAAGAUUGGGCUACGAGCAGUUUCAUUCGCAAAUACCUACCUUUGUCAAUCAUCUCACCCGUGCACUGCAAGGUUUAUAUAAGGAUAUGGGUGGCCAGCUGAAUCAGAGUCAUCAUGAGGGGGACAAGGAAUAGAAGUGUCGAUGCAGUCAAUGUGUUCGUCUUUUACCUUUUGCUCUUUCAUUUUUCUUUUGAGUCAGCGUUACGUUGUCUUUAGUACUAGUGGAGUCGAUUUUAUUUCAUUUUUCAUCCUUUCUUUGAGUCUUUGUAAAAAUGAUGGAAUGAAAGUUGAAAAUCAAUGGAAAAGAUUUUGUUUUCAAAAUAA
Messenger RNA from Lycium barbarum (goji berry), 2735 nucleotides. RefSeq lists its product as uncharacterized. The transcript has 2 exons. The record is from RefSeq and is a predicted model, not a curated record. The coding region runs from base 389 to 2545 and encodes 718 amino acids. Lineage: Eukaryota; Viridiplantae; Streptophyta; Magnoliopsida; Solanales; Solanaceae.